Molecule: messenger RNA, 3900 nt
Organism: Neoarius graeffei (lesser salmon catfish)
Lineage: Eukaryota; Metazoa; Chordata; Actinopteri; Siluriformes; Ariidae
Exons: 7
Coding region: 366-1523 (385 amino acids)
Molecular function (GO): protein binding
Source: RefSeq, a predicted model, not a curated record
GAUGACAGUUUUGUGGUUCCACUUUUGGCACUUAAUGUUUGGUUGUGUUGUCAUGUUUUCAUCCAUUCCGGUAAAGGUGAGCUGAUUAAAACCCUCUACUCUUCUGCUGGUGAGUACUGAAAAUGGCUUAAAUCCCUUCAUUAAAAAAGAUUGGCACCCGAGAUGUGUGUUUUAUGGUUAGGUUCAAGUAAUCCACUGAAUGACGGAGUGAUAUUCGAAUAAAUUUUUCCAUUUUGUUUUUUUGCUGCAGUUGUUAUGUGGGCUGUUCCCCUAAUCUUGAGGGUGAUUUCUUUAGUGCUGAAUGUAGUGUUCAGGAUUUAGGCUGCCACGUGCACUGGAGCUGUUCUGAUGUCAGUGCCACCUCCAUGACCUUCACUGUCCAGACAAAGAGUCAAGGGGCAGAAUGGCAGAAUGUCUCUCACUGUAUCCAGAUCUCCUCUGAUAGUUGUGAUCUGUCUCAGGCCUUCAAGGACUUUGAUCUCUAUAAGCACGUCAUGCUGGGACUGAACCAGGGACAUGGGAAAAUUAAUUGGACCGAACCACAGCUUUGUGACCCGAUCAAAGACGCGAAUGCGAGAUUUAGCCCCCCCUCAGUGUCCAUCUCUCUGAAGGAGCAGCAGCAGCUCUGGGUGAAUGUGAACUUCCCAUGUGCUCCAAAUGCUGUCUGUCAAGGGGAGGAUGAAGAGGCUCCUCCAACCUGCUGUCCCCUCACUGAUUUCCUGGAGCUGAACACCACAGUCAUUCUUUAUAAUAAACAUAUGACGGAAAAUCAGACUCGCACCGAGAUGGUGGAAGGUCAUCCGUUGAUGGUGCAGUUUGGUGGGCUCGUGCGAGGUCAAGAGUACUGCACCGUAGCCCACUUUGCCUCCUCUCCCCUCUCGAAACCACAGUGUGUCCACAUCCCACUGCUGGGCCCUUCAGAAAAUCGAGCUCUUUUUGUCCUGGCCCUAUGUGGUGCCUUCAUUGCUCUUCUUCUCGUUGCGGGGUUUGUGCUGAGGAGAUGGUUGUGUUGGUGUGCCUCAACAGACCUCAGAUUCCCUAAAUCUCUGGUGUCUUUUUUGAGUCAGGAUCAGGAGGGUCCUGUUGUGGAUGAACCCAGACAGGCAGACUUUGAAGAAGAGGAAUUGAUUGUCCAUCUCUCCAUCAUCUCCCUUAAUGACGUGCUUCCUUCUGACCCCCACUCGUUUUAUCCACACUUGCACGGACUUGGGGUCAGAUAUUACUCCACAGCCAUUCUGAGUGACCAGUUUUGUAAUGGAGAUGAGGACACCGGUUACCACUCCAGAGAUGUGGAAACAGAUGGGGUUGCAGAUUGUGGAUCUCCAGCUCACUAUCCAUGGACCCGUUGGUCAUCACUUCCUGCUCUCAGAACAGGAAUGGUGUGUUUGUUGGGGAACUUUAUUCCUUCGGAGGGCUCGGGGAUUCCUUUAAGCUCGGUCCGAGUAGCUGGAGAUCAGAUAACCAAGAUGGAAUCGGAUCAUUCUUUCAAAGUACUUCCAUCCCUGUAUAGUGACUUAGAUUAAUCUUCAAUUCUGUUGCCUUAAUCCAAGCUGUUUCUCAGCCUCGCCAUCUUAUUUUUGUUCACCCCAUUUCUGACGGACAUGGAAAGGUGACUGAAGUUGUGUGUCUUCCAAGAUCCAUGAAGCCUGACUGCCCUGUUCUGUAUACAUGACCUAACGGAUGCUUGUGAUUUGGCUCGUGUUGGUCUGAUUGCUGUGCUUCCAACAGCAGCAUACGAUGUUACCACAGUUACACUACCAUUCAAAAGUUUGGGGUCACCCAGAUAAUUUUGUGCUUUCCAUGAAAAGUCACACUUUUCUUUCCCACCAUAAGUUGUAAAAUGAAUAGAAAAUAUAGUCAAGCCAUUUUUCUGGCCAUUUUGAGCAUUUAAUCGACCCCACAAAUGUGAUGCUCCAGAAACUCAAUCUGCUCAAAGGAAGGUCAGUUUUAUAGCUUCUCUAAAGAGCUCAACUGUUUUCAGCUGUGCUAACAUGAUUGUACAAGGGUUUUCUAAUCAUCCAUUAGCCUUCUGAGGCAAUGAGCAAACACAUUGUACCAUUAGAACACUGGAGUGAGAGUUGCUGGAAAUGGGCCUCUAUACACCUAUGGAGAUAUUGCACCAAAAACCACACAUUUGCAGCUAGAAUAGUCAUUUACCACAUUAGCAAUGUAUAGAGUGCAUUUCUGAUUAGUUUAAAGUGAUCUUCAUUGAAAAGAAGUGCUUUUCUUUCAAAAAUAAGGACAUUUCAAAGUGACCCCAAACUUUUGAACGGUAGUGUAUCUAUGGAUUAAAACCUUUUUGUUUGUUUAAAAUCUUUCAGACCUCAGGAAUUUCACACGGUCCACACUUUUGCUCUUUCCAAGCAUUUAAUAAGACCUGGGGUGUAAAAAUGAGCAAAAUAUAGAUGGAGGGUUCAUGUAUGCAGGACAGGUUAGUUCCUGUCAUCUCCACACAACUUAUUUUUUUUUUCUUCCCCCCCAUUUCUUGAAAUUAACAAGAUAAAAAUGUAGCUUGUCAUUUUGCCCAGAAACUGCAAGCUGCUGUCUUUAUUAGUGCUAUUGCUAUCAGUGUUUAAGGUCCUCGACUACAAACUUGCAUAUGGAAUCAUUUGGUCUCACCCGAGUACUAUACCCUAUUUUAUGUAUGAAUAAAUCAGAAGGAAAGGCCGUCAAUCUGUUGUUGAUAUUGACGUAAUCUGAAGUUGGUGCUGAUUUUGGGAUACUCUCAUGCAGCAGUGUGACUCAUUUCAGUAGGCAGUUAUAAAUCAACUAUUGGUUUUACCCCCUGUGGCUUCUCUUCUGUGCAAAUAUGAGAAUGGGGAGGGGAACUACACAAGUAUAGCCCCCUCCCCUGCCCUCACUGACUCAUUGCCUGUCCUUGCUCAGUUUCAACUCACUUUACUGUGCACUUUAUGAUGGUAUUUUUCUAGAAGGGUUGCAAACCAAAAUUAGGCCCUCAGGAGCAAUGCUGACUUUUUGCUAAGUCUUGACAUGUUGCUGUGCACAACUUUUUUUAAUUGUAAUGACUUUCACCCCUUUAGUGUCUGAUUUAUGCCAGUGGAAAGAAAUGUAGCUGUGCUGCAAGUCGACAGAAGGGGAUUUCAUUGUGUUUUGUGCCAUGCGUGAUUCUGAUGAAGCCUGUAGUGAAUUAUUCCUUCAUUAACGUAUGCAAUGCAUAAAUCAAAACUGACAGGUUUUGUUGUUGCAGUUUUAAAUGUCAAGUUUCAAGUUGACCUGAGUGAAAAGCAGGAGUGUGACAGGAAAAUGAGUGCUGCUUUAAUUAAGCCACAACCCUCAAAAACAAGCACGAGCGAGUAAGAGCCUGCUACCACAGGAGGUGAAUGUGAGCGAGAACCUCCCCCCUGCAUUUGAGGUUUUAUACUGAUGCUGUACCUGCACUGACGUUUGGAUGUCUUUUAAGCUUAUGAUUCACUAAUACAUAGAUGAUUGAACAUUUAUUAAUGUGAAAUGUUAAUAUUUCUCUGUAAUUGAUCAGUGUAUUUUUUCUAAUAUAAAUAUAUUUUAAAAAAAGUGAAGUACUUGAUGCGGGUGUCAGCAAAACAGUUCAUUAUUUUAUAUUUAAUAUUGUUACACUAUGCUUGCCAUAUUGCUGUGACUUGCUGUGCUGUGUUUCCGUGCCAGCUCAAAGACACACGCAAAGUUGUUGCCACAGGAUGAAGUGCAUGAUCAAACUGCUCUGUAACUCCAUACCUUUUUAUUUAAAAAAAAAAAAUACAGCAGAAGCUCCCAAUUUUGUUAAUGUGAUGGUUCAUAUUCAUAUACUAUAGACAGCUGUAACUCACUCACCUAUUUAUUUAAAAAAAAUGUUGAGAGAAGCUGUUUAUAGCUGCAAUAAUGAAAGUUUUAAUAGGAACUUGUUUAAUAAACAUUUGUAGUGAA